Messenger RNA from Arachis ipaensis, 480 nucleotides. Lineage: Eukaryota; Viridiplantae; Streptophyta; Magnoliopsida; Fabales; Fabaceae. The record is from RefSeq and is a predicted model, not a curated record.
AUGGAUAUAUAUGCAAGGGUUUUGUUAAUUGUUGAAUUGGUAUUGGUUCUUGGCUCUCUAGGAUGGCGUAUGAGGUUAAUUACACCUUUUUCUUUCUUGCAUUUCUUCAUCUUUUCAACAGAACUCAAAGAUCCAUCACUGAAGCAAGUGCUUAAAGAGCAAGCUACAAAGAUAAUCUUCAAUGCUCACGAUGACAUUAAACUUUUAGAGUAUAAACCUUCAACUAUUGCAGCAUCUGCUCUUAUCUCUGCAUCUUGUGAACUAUGUUUGCAACAAUAUACUAUGCUGAGAGCUUCAAUUGCAACUUGUGAGUAUCUAGAUGAGGAGAAUUCAUUGACCAAGUGCAUUGACCUAAUGCAAGAGAUGGCUAUGUGGACGGAAGCGAAUGAGUCAACCAUUGAUACAAGCUUUCUAAGCAUUGAAACUCCGGUGAGCGUGCUGGAGAGAAGCAUCAAGCGGCUUGAAUUGGCUCUGCAAUAA